This is a messenger RNA of Capsaspora owczarzaki ATCC 30864, 1602 nucleotides long. Its product is annotated as solute carrier family 39. Lineage: Eukaryota; Filasterea; Ministeriida; Capsasporidae. Gene Ontology annotation, biological process: zinc ion transmembrane transport. The transcript has 6 exons. The record is from RefSeq and is a predicted model, not a curated record. Bases 59 to 1558 code for a protein of 499 amino acids. Gene Ontology annotation, cellular component: membrane. Gene Ontology annotation, molecular function: zinc ion transmembrane transporter activity.
AGAUUCUCAGAAGUUCAGCUUUUCUCUCUUCUCUCUUCUUUCGUUCUAUCUGUCUAAAAUGAUGGAUACGAUCGACAUUGACAAGCUCGCGACGCUGUUUGCGCUGCUGUUCGGGUCGCUCGUGUCCUGCGCUGUGCCAUGGUUUGUGGUGCGGUCGUCGAUCAAGAGCGCGGCGUUCGUGCUCUCUGCAAUGAACACUCUGGCUGGCGGCAUUAUUGUCGGCGCUGCGCUGUCGCACAUGCUACCGACCUCCGAAGACUCGAUCGACGACUACUUUGUCGACAGCGCGACGGGAGUGACGACCAACACAUAUCCCUAUGCGGGACUGAUUGCAGGCGGAUCGCUCAUGAUUCUGAUUGUGAUUGACAAGACGGCCUUGUCGCGGUACGACAAGCACGGAAACCAAGUCGGACACAGCCACUCUGCUCCAGAUGUACCUGGCGAAAACGGGCACGAGGAAGGCUCGUCCGGCGAUUCCGACGAUUCCGACGACGACGACGAGGAGGAAGGCGCGGCAGGCGGCUCCGGUACUGUCCGACACCGUCGCCGAGCAAACCACCACCAUCACACCCAUCACCACCACAACAUUUACCAUUCGAACGAGGAAGUUCUUCCGUACGACCCCAUCCUGACCCGCGCGACGGCGAACGGCAGCAUUGUCUCAACCGUCAUUAGGAAGGUCGGUCGGGUGCGGCGACACUCCAUCAGCAGCACGAGCCAAGCAGUCAACUUGCUCGAAGAGUCGACCAUCAGCUGCAGCGUGACGUGCGAUCCAAACCCCGAUUGCAGCACUCCGAACAUGACGCAACGUCUCAGCUCGUCGCAGCUCGCCAGCUCUGACAGCACAUCAGUUCCAGCGAACGGCGCCGCGCACGCAGCUGUGCAAGUGCCCAGCCAGCCGCUUCUCGGCGCUGCCAGUUCCGGUGAUGCACAGCGAACGUCGUACGGCAGUGUUGCCGACCCCAGAUCUCCCGACCAGACACCGCUUUUGCGAAACAAGCAAGACUCGAAGCUUGCCAAGAAGCACAUGUCGCCUCUGGAAAUUCGUGCCUAUCUGUUCACCAUUGCUUUGUCGGUGCACUCGCUGUUUGAGGGCCUGGGCAUGGGCGCGGAAACAACCGAGUCUGGUCUGCUUUCGCUCAUUGUCGCCGUCGUUGCACACAAGGCCAUCGAGGCCUUCUCGUUGGGCGUGAGUGUCUACUUUGCCAAAAUGAACCGCACGCGCUCGUUGUGCAUUUUGAUCGGAUACUCGCUCGUCACCCCAGUCGGCAUUGCCGUUGGCAUGGGCGCCGCCCAGUCCGCUCAAGGGCCUGUGCGCGACCUGAUCGAGGGCAUUUUGACCGCAGUCGCCGCUGGUAGCUUCCUCUACAUUUCCCUGAUUGAACUCAUCCCGUCCGAGCUUCAAAGCAAUGCAGGCGUUCCGCCCCCGCCCCCGCGAAAAAGCAUUCAGCACGACUCGCCGCAACCCUGGUUGACCCGCAAGAAGGCGCUCUGGAUUAAGAUCUUGUGCCUGGUGUUUGGUUGGGGAAUCAUGGCGUUGAUUGCCGAAUGGGCAUAAGGCGUCUUUGGUUUUGAUUGAUUUUCAAUUUGGAGGAAUACACA